Molecule: messenger RNA, 5423 nt
Organism: Lepisosteus oculatus (spotted gar)
Lineage: Eukaryota; Metazoa; Chordata; Actinopteri; Semionotiformes; Lepisosteidae
Gene: mdm4
Product: MDM4 regulator of p53
Biological process (GO): negative regulation of apoptotic process; protein ubiquitination; regulation of cell cycle
Cellular component (GO): nucleus
Molecular function (GO): ubiquitin-protein transferase activity
Source: RefSeq, a predicted model, not a curated record
CCAUAUUGGACUAGAUAGCUCCAUGGAGACGCUAGCGGCCUGUAGAGUUUAUCCAGUAAAUACGUAAAUGCUAUUAUAAAAAGUGUUAAUAAUCAUAUAUGAUAGAGUUUAAGCGAUGAUAUGGGACGUUCAGGAUUUGUAGCUACAAUGUAGGGUCCGAUAAAAGCACUUAAGGAGCUAUAUCACUGCCAGCCAUGACCACAGCAUCAACCUCAACGCAAUAUCCAGCCUCAAACCCAUCAUGCAGGUUAUUACCAGGGGACAGCAGCCAGGUGCAGCCCAAGGCUCCACUUCUGCAUAUACUGCACAUGGCCGGUGCUCAGGAGGACACGUUUACACUGAAGGAGGUCAUGCACUACCUUGGACAGUAUAUUAUGGUGAAACAACUGUAUGACAAACAGAGGCAACAUUUGGUUCAUUGCCAGGAUGAUCCAUUGGGUGAACUGCUGGAGGUGGAAAGCUUCUCUGUAAAAAACCCAAGCCCUGUAUAUGAGAUGCUCAAGAAGAAUUUAAUUGUCCUGAAUUGCACAGACGCUGCAAAGACACUUUCUGUCGCCAAGGAUUCAAAUCAUGUGACCUCAAGCGAAGAUCCUGGUCAGACAUCUAGCCACCCUUGCAAGCUCAGCCAGGCCUUGGCAGCUGAGGGAAUGAGCACCUCCACCACACAGCCUACCUCACAUCGCAGACAAAGGGAAACUGAUGGAGACUCUCUGGAUGACUUGCCCAGGUCUGCAUGUAAGCGGCCAAAACUGGACGUCAGUUUGGAAGAAUGGGACUUAUCUGGUUUGCCAUGGUGGUUCCUGGGAAACUUGCGCAGUAACUAUGGACGCAAGAGCAAUGGUUCCACAGACAUUCACACCAACCAGCUUUCUCCCGGCCAGGACGAAGACACUGCCAUUGUGUCAGACACUACUGAUGACUUGUGGUUCCUGAAUGAGGCUGAGAGUGAGCAGGUCAGUGUGGAAAUGAAGGAAGCAGCCUUGGAAAGAGGAAGUGAUGGAGAGGAGGAGGAGGAGAAGAAGGAGUGGGACAAGGAGGACAAAGAGAUGCAGGAUGAUCUGGAUGAAGAUUCUCAGUGUCUGAGUGAUGACACGGACACAGAGAUUUCCACACAGGAUGCCUGGCAGUGCACAGAGUGCCGCAAGUACAACUCCCCUAUGCAGCGCUAUUGUGUUCGCUGUUGGGCACUGCAGAAGGACUGGUACAAGGACUGCCCGCGGCUUGUCCAUUCUAUUUCUGUGCCAGACAUCCCCACUAGCAUGGGUGCGCAAGAGGACGGAGAAGACGAUGGCAUCGACAUCCCAGACUGCCCCCGGACCGUGUCUGACCCGGUAAUCCUCCCUUCUCACAGCCUCGAAAGACAACGGCCAACUGACAAAGGAAAGGGGCGUCUUCCCAGGGAUCUUAACCCCAGGUGCUCUGUUUAUGGGCCCACGGGGAUCUCGGAAGGGCUGGAGAGUUCUGAGGGAGACAGUCAGGACAUGCUGGACAUGGCUCAAACCAUGGGUGAUAAGCAGGAAGCCAUUCUGGAGCCCUGCAAGCUGUGCCGCAUUCGGCCCCGUAACGGCAACAUUAUUCACGGCCGCACGGGGCACUUGAUAGCUUGCUUCUCCUGUGCCAGAAAGCUUCACAAGUUCCACGCCCCCUGCCCUGGGUGUGGCCAGGUGAUCCAGAAUGUCAUUAAAACCUUCAUCGCUUAGCAGCUCCCUAGACACACACACCCUAACUGUAAGGAUAUAGCAUGUAAGCACACUCAUUCCUUUUUAUUUAUUAAUUUAUUUUGUUUAAAUUAGCUAUCUUAAUAAAGGCCUAUAAAAAGGUACGCAGUUUGAACUUCUUUUGAACUAUUUUCAGAGCAGUGUUGUCAACGCUGAAGGUUAGGUUAUAUAAAAAAACUUAAAGCUGCAUUCAGUUGCCUAACCCUUUUUUUCCCAAUUUUCUUCAAGUCAAGUCCAAACUGGUAAAUUAAAGCUAUUUAUUUAUUAUAAAUGAAAAUGUCUUUGAGCAAGCAUAUUCAAAUUUUAUUUAAAGUAUACCUGAGUUCGUGACCGUAAUGUCUGUCUUCUUCCAUGUGGCAAUGGUUGAGAAGAUUAAGAAGGUAUGAGACAUUUUCUUAUUUCAGUAUAAAUCUGAGUGAGGCCGUGUGAAAAAAUACUUUAGAAAAGAUAUUGGAAAAGAUGUAUUUAGUUUUCUUUAUAAACAGUGACUACUGCAAAGAGUACAGUUUGAUUUUCUACAAAGUAUUUCAACAUGCAGUGAAAGACCUGUACCCUAAAGCUCUGCAGUACUCAGUAUUUAAUUAGCAUGCUUAAAGCAAAAACAGUUGCCAAAAUAUUGUUUUGGUACACCUUACAGAGUGUAUUAAAGAGUUACCCAAAAUGUAGCUUGCAUGUUUACUUUCUUAAAUCUCAUGUCCUGCUAUUGUACUUGUUUUCUUACCUUCUCGUAUGAUUUUAUAUCUGUUUAGUUCAUUGCAAUUGAGAGCUGAGAAAUAGAGUACUGGCUCAUUGCUGUGGACUUAGCUGCUUGGUGUUCAACAUGUACAGUAGCGUAGUUUCUGAGGUGCUGGACAGUGAAGUACCUAACACUUAUUAAGACAAUGUAGGCUAUAGUGUCAAACCCUUAACACCUGCCUUCAUUCAGUUGGACUUAAAGCGCAUUUUAAUGUUCCUUUUUUUUCAUUGAGUUUCCUAAAUUGCUUUUUUCCAGAAUGUAUUUAGGGCCCGUAACGGUGAUGUUAUAUCUUUUUGAGAAGUGUAUUUUUGUCUUCACGCUCCUUUCACACAGUUGGCUGCCUCAGCCGAGAGCGUAGUUCUCAAGCAGUAACCCGAGCGAGUUGGGUAACAUCAGCGGUUUUGGUUUCCCUCGUUGCUGUAGGCAGUCUAAUUUUAUCUCUUUUGUUUUCAGUCGUAUGCUUUUUUUUAAAGAGUCUGUGCAUUGUUGAGGAAGGGCAGGGGGACAACAAAAGCAGCAGUACUUCCAAGUUGUGCAAGAGCUAAGUGUGAACCACAGGUUCCUCCAAGGUUUGUGUGUUUGCUGUCACUUGUGUGCAGGACCAAGUUUAAAAAGCCUGGUGCUAAAGGUGGUGGUGUUCAAUUGUGCCGCCUAAUUCUCAAGACAGUUGAAUUAUUCUCUCCAGUUCUUUUAUCCUAAUCGACACUUCAGUGUUUAGUGUGUGUCCUUGGUGAUUUGACCUACCCCCACACUCUUUGUUGCACAUUUUUAAGAGGCCAUUCUACAAGAGUAACAGUUCAGUGGCAACCAGCUGCUUCUGACCAAUUUGUCUGAACUGCUUGUGGGCAUUUUUUAAGUAUGAUUUUGUGUUUUAUUUGACUUAAUGUUCUGCCUACAGAUGAGAAUACUUAAGAGCAAUUGAGCAUGGAAGCAGACUACAUUAGGAAUCAAUACUGAUUUGGCUACUCAAGGCUCUCAAGUCCAUAUUUACAAUAUGACUGACUGACCAUGAGGUGAUGCCCCCUGUGACCUGCCUUCAUUAUAACUCACUGUGCUGUUCUCCCAUAAUUAAUGUUUCUAGUUGGAGUCUAUACAGACUGUUCCACUGAAGAAAAAAUGAAAGCAUCGGGGUUAGUGUUGAUUCUACUGCAUUAGCUGACAUACAGUAUACAGUAGAAUCCAUGUCUACAUCCAAAGGUAGAGAAUGUGUGUGGGACAUUUGGGACUUGGUCUAGAACAUUUGCUUGCACUUGAACAUGAAUGCAAUGAGUUUCACAGAAGUCCUCACGCCAUGCCUAAGAUACAGACUUUCUACAGCAUUAAAUGUUACCUUCUUGUACGGAACCUUAAGUUAAUUGCAAAAUGAAAAAAUGUGGUGGAGAAAAACGCCGUUUAUUUCAUAAUGGGUGUCUUUCACUGUGUGGUAUUAAUGACAUUUAUUUUUCAAGUUCAUCUGUUGCACUGUUUUUCAUUUCUUUUGUACAGUACCUUGUCCGAAAGCAGCUCAUCACAGCCUAAUUAAACCAGAGUGUGGUCUAGUUUUUGGCUGUGAAUCUAAUUGUGAAUAGUUCAGACAGUUCAUCUUGAUUUACCACUCGCAUUUCACUGCCAAUUUAAAUAGCCCUGCUACAGCUAUUGUGAUGUGUACUUUAUAAAAUUGAGGUUGAAUUUGUGGGCUUGUACAUUCAUUUGACAAAUACCCUUGCAGUUGCGAAACCUCUUUGUUUUUGCUGAAGAUAGACUUGGAUGAAAUCCACUACGUCCCAGUUGUAAAUUGUAAACUUGAGUAUUUAAUGAUGACAGUGUUAUGUUAAAUGCUUUCUUCUAGAAAUACCUACAUCAAGCUGUGGUUUUGUGAUUUUAGGUUGAUGGUUGGAUUGAUAUUUUGAUUUUGGGAGGGUACAAAAAAGCUACAUCAGUCAGGAAAGUAAGAAUUGAUUGGUUGCUCCUCUGCCGCUUUGCUUUUUGUGGAAAAUAGUUGCUUUUUGAACAUGUGAUAUCUUAAUGGCAAUGCUAAACAGGACUUGUGUUGCUGUGUUACAGAUGCUGUUUAUAUCCAAGAUUGUGGAAAAUUGAGAACUUGUUGUAAUUCAUAAUUGCUGGUUGCACUACAGGAUACCUAACCGCAAGGAAGAUUCUGCACAUCCUAGCCUAUAUAAAAAUGUAACCCAUCAGUCACAAAUUAAUGACUCAGUAUCUGAUGGUGGUGAUCUGUUUGUCAGAGGCUCCAAUCUUCUAUCCAGAAUGAUAAACCAACAUGAAUGUUUUGGAUUUCAAACUUCUAACUGCCAGGGGGCAUGACGUAUUUGAGUUAAUCACAUUUUAAUAGAGGUCUCUAUUUUUCAAAUGUUUAACUCGUCUGUAUCAUGUUGAACAGGCAAAGAAAGGAUUCCUUCUGUCACUUCCAGGCACCCUCAGCACAAUUCCCACGUGUUGCUCCUCAACUCUUCUCAAUGCUUAACCACUCUUAUGUUGGGCACUUGUUUUUUUUACAUAUCUUUAGUAAUUUUCAUGAUCAAGACAGGACAGGAACUAUAAAAGAAUUUUUAGCUUUGGAUUUGCGAUGAUUUCAUGCAACCAAGAAUGUUAUGUUAUGCUGCACUUUACUGGAAGAAUGGCUGGGCCUGGCCCUCUAUGCCACCUUUACUGCCAUGUCCCUGUACACCAUUGAGCACCAGAGGAGUGCAGUUGCUGGUGUUACAUAGUACCCAGAUUUUCCCUUUACGUUUGUUUUCUGAUUUCUCGGCUCAUUCACUGCCAUAGAGUGUGUGACAGAGUGGAUGAAAUGAAAAUCUCACCGCCUGUAUUAUUAAACACAUUUACUGCAAAUCAUCACUGCCAUGUUUAGAUAAUUCUUUGCCGUGUUAAGGGAAUCAGAAAAAUCUUAUCUGUGGCUAUGAGUAUUUUUUAAAGUGCUGCAAUACCCUGUUCAUGUUAAAUAAAAUACAAUAAAUGUUGAUUUGCAUUCA